UGUCUUCAGUGCGGCAGCUGGUAGCUUGAGCAAAGCCAUCAUGGUGAACGAAUGCAACCUCAACGACGUCCUGGUGCGUCCGAACACUUACGACCCGGAAGCCGAUGGUGACAAGACCACCACCACCACCCCUACCACUUGGUCAGCGGAUACCGCGAUGUUGGGCCAAUUGAGGGAUGGCGCCACCGCUCGCGACACCCCGUCGGAAGUCUCGACGGACGGAUCGGGGGAGGUGCGGCGCGCGAAGUGGGGCCACAGUAUCGAGUUCCUGCUGUCCUGUGUGGCGCUUUCGGUGGGAUUUGGCAACGUGUGGCGCUUCCCGCAAGUUGCGAUGCAAAACGGUGGCGGAGCCUUUAUGAUACCGUACCUGAUUGUCCUGUUUCUGGUCGGGCGGCCUCUGUACUACCUGGAGAUGGUGAUGGGUCAGUUCUCGAGCCGCGGCUGCGUGAAAGUGUACGAUAUGUCACCACUGAUGCGCGGUGUCGGCGUCGGUCAGACGCUCAUCAUGGUGCUUAUUCUGGGCUUCUACUCGGCUGUUCUCUCGAUCUCGGUGCGAUACUUAAUCGAAUCGUUCUCCACCCCACUGCCAUGGGCCCGCUGUCUUAACGCUACUAACUGUGUCGACUCGGAGAAGCUGGAAAUCGUAUUUAACCCAACAUCAUCUCAUCGUCCAUCGGCGGAGUACUAUUUCGAUCAGAACAUAAUGCAUAGCAAUUCGACGAAGAUAACAGGAACUAUCGGUACGCCGGACUCGUAUCUCGCACUGUGUCUCCUCUUCUGCUGGAUCUGCAUCACGGUCAUCCUGAUCCGGGGUAUCCGAAGCUCCGGGAAAGCGGCCUACUUCCUCGCCAUCUUCCCAUACGUCAUCCUGCUGGUGCUGCUCAUACAAGUUUUCACUCUUCAAGGCGCUUGGGAUGGCAUAUUUUUCCUGCUAACACCUCAGUGGGAGAAACUACUAACAGUUCAGGUGUGGCAAGCAGCGGUAGCGCAGUGUUUCUUCUCGCUGACCAUCUCGCUGGGUGCGGUUAUCGUGUUUUCAUCGUACAACAACUUUUCCAACAACAUCUACCGCGAUGCAAUGAUCAUCUCUUGGCUUGAUACGUUCACCUCCCUUCUGUCGGGCGUCAUUGUGUUCGGCAUCGCAGGCAACAUUGCGCGCAUUACGAGCACUACAGUGGAAGAGCUGAGUAAAAAUAUGACAUUGGGUGGAGCUGGUCUCACCUUCGUCACAUAUCCGGAUGCGAUAGCAAAGUUGGAAGCCGGCCGGAACGUGUUCGCCGUGCUCUUUUUCCUGAUGUUUUUCCUGCUCGGACUCGGCAGCAAUACCGGCAUCGUGACGACGAUUGUGGCCGGUGUGAAGGAUCGCUAUCCCAAGCUCGCCGACUGGAAGGUGGUUGCAGUGGUCUCGAUCUUUGGGUUCUGCAGUGGACUGGUCUACAUCACUCCGGGAGGCUUAGAAGUUCUGGAUGUGGUCAAUGAUUUUGGCGUGGAAAUGACGGUGCUGACCCUGGUGCUCCUGGAAAUCGUCACCUUCUGCUGGAUGUACGGCGUGGAUCGCAUAUGCCACGACAUAAAGUUCAUGCUGGGCAUAUCGACCGGGAUCUUCUGGCGUAUCUGUUGGGGCUUCGUCACAUUCAUGAUGAUUUUUAUCAUCUGGAUCUUAAGCUUCACGCCCAAUGAAAAAACUAUCGAGAACCGCGCAAAACUUCCGUCCGAAUUAAUCACGUUUGGAUGGUGUUUAUUCGCGCUGGUCGUUGUACAAGUGCCGAUUUGGGCGAUUUAUGCUGUCUCGAAACGGACCGAAACUGGACUUGUGAACAAAAUCAUCGCCGCAAGUCGCCCAACACCGGACUGGGGUCCAGAGAGCCCCACGACACAAAUGCUGUACAAAACGGAUGUAAGGAAGCGAGCGGAAGAAAAGCGUGCCCGUGGAAACACCAUUGUCCACAACGUGAUCGAGACAUUGUGCCCGAGCUUCAGCAAAUGAUGUUCCGAAAUUCAAUUAGUGUUCUUUGGUUAAAGAUUCUACAAACAACUAAUGAAUAGUAAAUUAUAAAGAUGUGUUUUUUUUACAAAUAACACCAACGUAGAAUAGGAGUCACUAAAAACCUGUAGGUUUUGGUCGCUAAUAUUAAAAUAACGCCUACUAGCCAACUAUGAUUAAGAAAUUCUACAAAUGUAAGCUUUGAAAAAUGUAUUCAUUUUCAGUUCAAGCUAGCUCAAAAUUGUAAAGUUAUUGUAUUCAAUUUAGCAGCUUUCUGUAUUUU
This is a messenger RNA of Anopheles coustani, 2267 nucleotides long. Its product is annotated as sodium-dependent nutrient amino acid transporter 1-like. Gene Ontology annotation, biological process: sodium ion transmembrane transport. The coding region runs from base 41 to 1987 and encodes 648 amino acids. Lineage: Eukaryota; Metazoa; Arthropoda; Insecta; Diptera; Culicidae. The transcript has 6 exons. The record is from RefSeq and is a predicted model, not a curated record. Gene Ontology annotation, cellular component: membrane. Gene Ontology annotation, molecular function: L-amino acid transmembrane transporter activity.